This is a messenger RNA of Paracoccidioides lutzii Pb01, 390 nucleotides long. RefSeq lists its product as hypothetical. The coding region runs from base 1 to 390 and encodes 129 amino acids. Gene Ontology annotation, cellular component: cell cortex. The record is from RefSeq and is a predicted model, not a curated record. The transcript has 4 exons. Gene Ontology annotation, molecular function: actin monomer binding.
AUGCCCUGUCCGGGAAUCGACAAGGCGGCUAUCUAUAGUACGGAUCCACAGUACGCCAACUCGCCAUGUGCUAGCUCUCAGGGUUUCACGGCCCAGCCGAACGAAAUCGCCUUCAUCCUGAGCUCUUUCGCAGAGACCAAGGAUGAUGAACCAAAGGAAGUACAAACAAAUGGCUUCUACUAUGCCGGCGAGAAAUAUUUCUUUGUAAGAUCGGACAAGGACCCGGAUUGCCUCAUUGGCCGAAAGGAAAAGGAGGGUAUCGUUAUCUACAAAACCGCCUCUGCCCUCUUUAUUGCCCACCACCCACCGAGUGCUCAGACUCCAACUGUCAACGAGUACGUGGAUGGAUGGGCCAGAUAUUUGAUCAACGCUGAGAAAGCUCAGGGUUGA